AUGGAACUGGAGAAGUUUGUUAAGGCAACCUACACUCUAGAGGGGGAUGGUCACUUGAUAUUUAUCGCCUUUCAGAAGCUUGAAGAGCUCCGAGCUCUUAUUCACGCACACAAUUUUCCAGUUAUCCUAGGUGUGGUUCAAGAACUGUUUCCUCUGAACAUUGGCGACCAGCGAAGAUGGUACCAGUAUGGCCUAAGGGAGUGUGUGAUGCCUGCCUUUCAGUAUUUUCUGAACACUUUGGCAAAUGACUUGGUAGUCUCCUGCACUGUGAAAGUGUUCUGUGCUGCACAGCUUUUCAGUCCACGAGCAGUCAGCGUAUCCGACCCACACCUGCUGACAUCGAAAGGAUAAGAGAUGUGCCGUUUUUGAACACCAAUGAUGUAAUCCAGUCACUAAAAGAUCAGCUCCCCAGUAGUAAUAGUGGCUACACUAGGUCCUGA
This is a messenger RNA of Porites lobata, 440 nucleotides long. The record is from the annotation of a GenBank genome assembly. NCBI's taxonomy places the organism in Eukaryota, Metazoa, Cnidaria, Anthozoa, Scleractinia, Poritidae.